This is a messenger RNA of Peromyscus californicus insignis, 2165 nucleotides long. It is a transcript of the gene Zcchc18, whose product is annotated as zinc finger CCHC-type containing 18. Bases 473 to 1639 code for a protein of 388 amino acids. Lineage: Eukaryota; Metazoa; Chordata; Mammalia; Rodentia; Cricetidae. Gene Ontology annotation, cellular component: nucleus. The record is from RefSeq and is a predicted model, not a curated record. The transcript is spliced from 4 exons. Gene Ontology annotation, molecular function: nucleic acid binding; zinc ion binding.
CGGGCGGGGGCAGCUGCAGCUGCCUUGGAAACCGCGGCGGCGACUGCGUUAUCCCUGGCUGGGCAGCCCAGCGCCAUUGGGUAGCCUAGACAGCUCAGUGGCUGAGGCGCCAUCCUUUCUCUGCAGGGCCUAAGAAACGACACAGCUAUUCCUGGCGCCGGAUCAGCCAUCCGCCCUUCAUCUUCGGAGUCCAGCCCAUCAAAGCCGAUUGCAAACUUGAAUUCUGUGUGGCUGAUUGCGGAACUGUCUAACCUAGAGGUUCAGAGGACCCGGAUCUGAGAAGCCUGUGGACAGAGAUCAACCCUACCCAGGACCAGAACUCUCACGGAAAGCACCUGUUGCAGAGGCUGCAUUAAAUAAAGUUCCUACCCAAACACGAGGGAGAUACUGCCCAGGAACGUUGCUGCUGAUUGCGCUGCUUUUGUUCCCAGAGAGCCCAAGCAUCUUGUAUUCAGAUAUCCAAUUGUCAGACAUGGCUAGCAUCCUUGCUCGGAUGGGUAACAGCCGAAGGCAGAAUUCGGCUUUUCUGCCUUUGGCCCAUUCCAUGCUGAGGGCCCUGGGGAGGAGUCUUGGUCCUUUGAUAGCCAACAUAGCAGAGAGAAACUUGAAGCUGUUCUCUGGGAGGGCAGAGCUGGCCCAGGGGGAAGAAACCUUUGAGAACUGGCUAAGCCAAGUCCAUGAGGUCCUGCCAGAAUGGCAUAUGCCUGAGGAGGAAAAGCUCAAACGCCUGAUGAGAACCCUUAGGGGCCCUGCCCGGGAGAUCAUGCGUUUGCUCCAGGCUUCCAAUCCCGAUCUAAAUGUGGCAGAUUUUUUGAGGGCAAUGAAGUUGGUGUUUGGGGAGUCUGAGAGCAGUGUAACAGCACAGGGUAAAUUUUUAAACACCCUGCAGGCACAUGGAGAGAAACCGUCCCUGUAUGUGAUCCGUUUAGAGGUGCAGCUGCAAAAUGCUAUUCAGGCAGGGGUCCUUGCUGAGAGAGACGCAAACAGGAUUCGACUGCACCAGCUCCUUGUAGGGGCUGAGCUGAGUAGGGACCUGCGCAUCAAGCUUAAGAGUCUUCUCCAAAUGCAUGCGCAUAAUGAGCAGGAAUGCCUUCCUGACUUCCUGGAGUUAAUCAGGAUUGUAAGGGAGGAAGAAGAACGGAAUGACCGUUUGCUUGCUCAUAAGCGGCCCAGAAGAUCUGAGUCAGUAAUGGAGAGGGCCACCAGCCCUGUCGUAUUUCAGGGCUCCCUGCCUAUAGUGAUAGGCGGUGCUGAUUGCAAUGUCAUAGAGAUAGAUGAUUCCCAGGAUGACUCAGAUGAAGACGUGAUCCUGGUGGAGUCUGUGCCUCCACUGUCCUCCUCCCUCAGAGGCAGAGACACUAUUCAGGAUCAAAUGCUAGCUAUUGAAUCCCCCAACUAUUUUGAUGAUGAGUCUCCUUCCACUAGCAGUGGUUCUGGGCAAAGGAAUAAUGGGCCUGGGGAUCUGCGGAGAAACAGAAAGCGAAAGUAUCCAAUCCGCUGCCCCCACUGUGGUGAAGAGGGCCACGCAAAAGAAACCUGUGACAACACCAGCAACAAGGCCCAGGUUUUUGAGAAUCUGAUAGUCACUCUGCAGGAGCUGACUCAUAUGGAGAGAUCAAAACCCUCUACACCAUUCUAAGGUGUGAGAUUCAGCCCCAGAUCAGUGUUUAACUCUCCUCAGAAACUUAUUCUGAAAGAAACAGGUAUGGGGUGGGCUUCGGAAGGAGUUAAUUCAAAACCAGUUUGCUUGGGGAAGGAAAAGCAGACUUGUAUACCAUGUAAUGGAGAGGGAUGGCCCCCCCAUCAUUCCUUGCUUAUUCAUUCCUCUGAUUGCUUAAUGGUUGUUUCCCUGUGUGUCUUUCUCUGGUGAUUUUAGUUUGUUCACAAAGUGGUAUCCUUUUGAACCUUCCAAGUGAAAAAAAAGAAAAAAAUUUAAAAAAUUUAAAAAAUUUAAAAAAAAGCAAAAGUACAUGUUACCUGAAAUUCUCACCCUGAUACAUUGUCAGCCCUUUGGUGAAUGUCUUAUGUAUUUCCCUGUACCUGUGUGCCUAGAUAUAAGUGUAUAGGUAAAAGUGAUCAAACAAGUAAGUGCUGUUGUAUAUGUAUUUUUUCAUCAAGCAGUAUAUAUUGUGGACUUCGAAAUAAAUGACUAUAUAAGCAUCGAA